This is a messenger RNA of Hylaeus volcanicus, 1474 nucleotides long. Its product is annotated as zinc finger protein 62-like. The coding region runs from base 272 to 1282 and encodes 336 amino acids. The transcript has 4 exons. The record is from RefSeq and is a predicted model, not a curated record. Gene Ontology annotation, biological process: regulation of transcription by RNA polymerase II. NCBI's taxonomy places the organism in Eukaryota, Metazoa, Arthropoda, Insecta, Hymenoptera, Colletidae. Gene Ontology annotation, molecular function: DNA-binding transcription factor activity; RNA polymerase II cis-regulatory region sequence-specific DNA binding.
UAGGUCGACAGAGUUGUGUUCCUUCUCAGUCACGAUCGACGCGUUGCGAAAACUGUACGUCUCUGUUACGUUAAUCGCCAACUCCAACCCAUGGUGACGAUUAACAAAGUGCACAAGUGUUCAUCCAUAAAGUAAGAACCUCCGCGACUCGUAGACGUCACGUGCAACGCGCGGGUCAAAGUAUGUUCGCUGUUAGAGAUAAUUGACGAUCGCCAAAUUUAAUUUUCUAUAUGCAAGCUCGUUUUAGCUUAUACUUGUCGUGAUAAGGAAAAUGAGAGUGAAAACAAUGCCGAGGCAUCUGACAGUUAACAAGAACGUUACAUCAAACGAAUGCACUACUGACAAUUUGGAAAUGAACUCUUCGGAAAAUUCCAAUGGAAGUGUUGACGUAAACAAGGAGGCGUCCGAUUGUCCCGCGGAAGCGUUGGAUCUGACUGCUAAACAAAAGGUUGUGGAAUCGCGGAAUGAUAACGGUAAUCACUGCUCGAUAGGUGACCUAUCCACGAGUUGCAAAGACUGCGGGCCAAUUUCAGGAGAGGAUUCAGACGAGUGUAAUUGUAGCGACGACAAGAAUAAUAAUUAUUUACCCAACUCAAACGGAGUGCAUUCUUCUAAUCCAGCUGGCCCGUCGUGCGUGGACGAUUCCAAAUCUUGCGAGCAGAAGACGAACGCCUCCAGCCACGACGAUCGUGCUCCACCCAAAGCCGUUAAUUUAUGCAAGAAAGAUCGAUGCGAGGACGAGCCGCCAAAUUCCAGCGAAAACAAACAGUUGGACACCAAGCACGAUUCUCUGCUUUAUCAAUUUCUCACCGACCCGACGUUUUUCGGUUUCACCUGCAAGAACAAAAAAUUGCGCCAGUACGAGUGCCAGUUUUGCAAGCAGAAUUUCGUCAACAGCGAUCAGCUAGCGGAUCACAUGGACGCGAAGAAGAACUCGGCCGAUCAAUUGGUCUGCUGCGCGUGCAAGAAAACGUUCGCGUAUAAACGAUACCUAAAGUACCAUCAAAAGUGUCACUCAGACAAGACGAAGUACACCUGCAACAUCUGCACCAAGAAGUACACCAGGAUAGACAACUUGACCAGGCACAACAUGAUCCACGUGAACCCUAAUAAAUUCAACUGUCCACACUGCAGGAAGACCUUCACGAGGAAAGAUCUCUUGAACAAGCACCUCAAGUGUCACGACGACGAGAAUCGAGUAUUCUGCGAGAUAUGUCAAAAAGACUUUGCAGCCAUGCGCACGCUGGAAGAUCACAGAAAAUGCUGUCAUUCGGCCACGUAGGUAAAUUCAGAAUCGUAGUCAUUGUAUUUCUUAAGAAAGUAGUAGCUAGAUCCGAGGUUAAGUUAGGAUAGGGCAACGAGGAAUGUACUUUUCUAUUUCUGUAGUAUGUUAUCCACGUAAAAAUAGUAAACCAAUGUUAAAUGUAUCGCGAAUAAAAUAGAAAUUAAAAAAUUCAAUCUUAAUUUCAGCUUG